CUACAAUGUUGCAACCAUUCUGACUGGAUGAUAUAAAACAGGAGCUGGUAUAAUUUACAGCAUCAUUUUAGACGUAUUAUAAAACCAGGUGCCUUAGUGAUGAAGAGCUGGUUUCUCCUUCCUCUCCUGUUUCUGGCAUGUUGUUGCCAUGGCACCUUCUCUUGCCCAGCCCUUUGCAAAUGCUACAUAUCCCCAAGAAAAACAGAGGUGGUCUGUAAUGAAGUCCCCCUCACCCAGUUCCCCUCCUACGGUCUUCCUAGCAACACCACCUCCCUCACCAUCCAGUUCACCAACAUCAGCUCCAUCUCAGAACAGCACCUGAGAGCUACACCCCUUCUACAGGAGCUCUACCUGUACAACAACAACCUGAGCACCCUUCCCUCAGACCUCUUCAGGGGUGUCCCUCAACUGUUCUCGGUGGCUCUCUCGGAUAACACAUUGGAUCAGCUUCCCGCCAAUGUCUUCAGCCACGCUCCGCUGCGUGACUUGGUGCUGAAGAACAACCUGAUCAGCGGUGUGGAUGCUGAUUGGCUCCCUGACAACAGUAACCUCACCUGGCUGGACCUGUCAGGGAACCACUUGACGGCCGUACCCACAGCCCUGUUCCAGAAACUACGCCACCUGAAGAACCUUGACCUCUCCCAUAACCGCCUGGAGAAGCUCCCGCCAAAUUCGUUACACCCUCUGACCAAACUGGAGAGGCUGACGCUGGAGGGGAAUAAACUCAGCACCCUGGACGUGUCUACCUUCAGUAACAACCUCAACCUGACACACCUGUUUCUUCUGGAGAACCGGCUUGGACAACUGCCCCCAACCCUGUUCCAUGGCCUCCCGAACCUGGCGCACCUGAGUCUGAAUGAUAACCUGCUGAGCCACAUCCCUCCUGGUCUGCUGGACCAGCUUCACUCCAUUGAUGAGCAGGGGUUGGACCUCACGGUGAACCCCUGGGUAUGCGAUGGCAAGGUGGAGUACCUGUGGAGGUGGCUGCAGAAGAACCAGAAAAAAGUAUUCCUGGCCGAUGACAUCAGGUGUGCCAGCCCUGAGUCUCUGAAGCAACGGUCAGUGAUGUCGCUAACUGACAGUGAGCUAGGACUCUGAUCCAUCAAACCUUUUUCACUCAGGUUACUGUGAUAAUUCAUAAUCUAUCUCAAACUGUGGUCUAUUGAACUCCUAUCUCAAAUGAAUCUAAGGUAAUGUUGGUCUAUUGCAUGUUGUGUAUUUUCAUCAUAAUUAUACACACAUCCACGUAAAUAAAAAAGUGACCUGAAUUGGAAUUUUAAAUGAA
Messenger RNA from Salvelinus fontinalis (brook trout), 1285 nucleotides. RefSeq names its product leucine-rich alpha-2-glycoprotein-like. Gene Ontology annotation, molecular function: protein binding. NCBI's taxonomy places the organism in Eukaryota, Metazoa, Chordata, Actinopteri, Salmoniformes, Salmonidae. Gene Ontology annotation, cellular component: plasma membrane. The transcript has 2 exons. The record is from RefSeq and is a predicted model, not a curated record. Bases 100 to 1098 code for a protein of 332 amino acids.